Psammomys obesus (fat sand rat) is the source of this 1107-nucleotide messenger RNA. It is a transcript of the gene Naa60, whose product is annotated as N-alpha-acetyltransferase 60, NatF catalytic subunit. Gene Ontology annotation, biological process: N-terminal peptidyl-methionine acetylation. Gene Ontology annotation, molecular function: histone acetyltransferase activity; protein-N-terminal amino-acid acetyltransferase activity. The record is from RefSeq and is a predicted model, not a curated record. The transcript is spliced from 8 exons. Gene Ontology annotation, cellular component: Golgi membrane. The coding region runs from base 102 to 830 and encodes 242 amino acids. NCBI's taxonomy places the organism in Eukaryota, Metazoa, Chordata, Mammalia, Rodentia, Muridae.
AGGCAAAUGGCAUCUGCUGAACCUGUCAGACAGCCGCUGCCCCGUGGAGCCGGAGGUCCCUGGUCCUGUGCGUUACCCUGCUGCUGAACUGGACGGUGUGAAUGACAGAGGUGGUACCCUCCAGCGCCCUCAGUGAGGUCAGUCUGCGCCUCCUGUGCCACGAUGACAUAGACACUGUGAAGCAGCUGUGUGGCGACUGGUUCCCCAUUGAGUACCCAGACUCAUGGUAUCGUGACAUCACAUCCAACAAGAAGUUCUUCUCCCUUGCCGCAACCUACAGAGGCGCCAUUGUGGGAAUGAUAGUAGCAGAAAUAAAGAAUAGGACCAAAAUACAUAAAGAGGAUGGAGAUAUUCUAGCCUCCAGCUUCUCUGUGGACACACAAGUUGCAUACAUUUUAAGUCUUGGAGUGGUGAAAGAAUUCAGAAAACACGGCAUAGGUUCCCUUUUACUAGAAAGUUUAAAGGAUCAUAUUUCAACCACCGCCCAGGACCACUGCAAAGCCAUCUACCUGCAUGUUCUCACCACCAACAAUACAGCAAUAAACUUCUAUGAAAACAGAGACUUUAGGCAGCAUCACUAUCUGCCCUAUUACUACUCCAUUCGAGGGGUCCUCAAAGAUGGCUUCACCUAUGUCCUCUACAUCAAUGGCGGUCACCCUCCCUGGACCAUCUUAGACUACAUCCAGCACCUGGGCUCCGCACUGGCCAACCUGAGCCCCUGCUCCAUCCCACACAGGAUCUACCGCCAGGCCCACAGCCUGCUCUGCAGCUUUCUGCCAUGGUCCAGCAUCUCCACCAAAGGUGGCAUUGAGUACAGCCGUACCAUGUAAUGCCAUUGGGUCAGCUUCCACCAGUCCCCUGUCCUCAGCACUCUGUGGAGCCUGUUUUCCUGUCUGACUGACUUCUGCUAUCCUUUGUGAGGAGCGGGUGGCCACCUGCCAGCCCAUCAGCCUGCCCCAAUUGCAGGCCCGGUGCUAUGCUGGCUCAGGAGCAGAGUGUAUGAGCAGUAUGCCUAGUCGGUCAUCAACAGGCUCUCCUUCCUGCUUCUGGAAACCGCUCCCACCUGGAACCCUUGUCCUGCUUUUAUGCACUGGCACCACCCAAUGG